CUUAAAUCACUUUGGUGAUCUAUUGGCCGUCAUGCGUAGCAGGCUGCUGUCAGCAUCAUGGCGGGAGAAAGCGGCUUCGCUAAGAUCCUGCUUUGGAGGAAUUUAUGCCUUUUGAAGGUGUUGCUGCACGAAGUGUUGCAGGCGUCAAUGCCCCCAGAUCUCUGCGCCCUGCUGUUCCAAGGAAGGAACCUGUCCAACCUUCUGCGUGACUUUCAGGAUUUCAGUCUUACGAAGAUGUGGGACAAGAAGGCAAUGUGGUACAUGUUCCCGUUGUUCGUUUGCGAAAGACUAAGUGAGGAGGUGUACACCCUCAUGCUGAAGUCGCAAACCUGGGAUGAGCUGGAAGCUUCUCUGAAGUUGAGGUUCCCAGAGGAUGAGGUGGAAUGCAGGCUUGGUAAGGGCCCUGAGCAGCCAACCGAGGCCGCGUCAACGCAAGGGGAGUUAAGCGGUAUCCAGAGGCAAGUUGGGAUGCUGGAAGAGAGGUUGACGCGAUUAGAAGAGGCCGGGAGUGGUAAGAGGAAGGCCUUUGAAGGAGCUUCAAAUGGACCGGCUGGGCAGGAUGAGGCGGAGAUGGACGGUGCCGCAGGACGUCGCGACAACGUCGACGAUGGGAGGAACGACAUUCAAGAAUUAGCACGGGUCAUCCGGCAGUCGCAGCGAGAGCCCUACCCCAAGAUUAAUGUCCCGUUGUUCGAUGGGAAUCAUGCCUCUUCUUGGGCAGACAAGUUUGAGCAACUGGGGUAUAGCAACGAAUGGACGGAUGAGAAAAUGCUUCAUAUGGUUAAAGGGUACUGUCAGGUGGAGUACCGAGAUGAGAUCGAUGAGCUGGUGCGAAUCUCCCACGAGAAGGAAGGAAUUGCCUUCACCACGAUAUGCGGUGAAGUCUUUGAUUACAAAGGGAACCUGAUCGACCCCAACAUUGAAGGGGGUAUGAGGAAGGAGGCGUUUCGCCGAAUGGGUCGUCCCCUACCGGCGACGUUCCGGAUUGCUUCUCCCGAAGAAGCACGGUUGGCCGAGGUCGAGGAGGCCAUGGCGUUAUUACAUAUUGACGACUCGCCGACGAAACCAGAAGGGUUUAGGGAACAAGUGGUGGAACGAGCGCAAACCAUCACGAGGCGGUUUGCCCGAUGCCGGGACUCUAUCAUCCGACUUUGCGUGGACAUGGAGGAAGUCUGGCCUGGAUUGCCGAAUGUCUUUCUCUUCGGCGAAUGGGGUGAUAAAAUGGAAGAUGCGACUGGCCAAGCAGGGACGUCUGCUCUGAGAGAAGCAUCACAAACUGGGCCAAUGAUGGAAAGAGAGUCUGAAAAGGCAGUGGAAGAAAAACCCAUCCCCGUUAGUGAGAGCGAUGAGGAUAACGAGGAUGAGAAGUUGCAGGCCGGAGAGGAAGAACGGGCUCGUCGUCAUGCGCUGGAAAAGGAGUCGGAGAAAGGGAAGACCGAAGCAGAUGAGGAGGAACCACGAAAGAAGAAGAACAUUUACUCGAUCCCCGUGGAGCAGGGGGUCGAUAUCGAGCAGCUUGUCGAUAAGAUUCUAGAAAGUCAGCGCAACUUGGUCACGCUGAAGGAAUUUUUGGUGGUAUCGCCAAAGAUUCGGGAAGACUUUAAACAGCGGAUGACUCGCAAGAGAGUCAUGACUGUUAAGCUCGGUGAAGUCAUUCCGCCGGAGGCUAACUGGUCCCUGCCUGGGACAAAGAUGGAUUGGCGAAGUGUGUCGACCGGCCAUAUUAAGGUCCAGAUUGGACAGGAGGAGUAUUCGGCACUUGUGGAUGAUGGAGCCGAGAUGAACAUCAUUCGUGAGCGCCAUGCCAUUGAAGCUGGGUUGAAGAUCAACCGAAAUGACUAUGGGUUUUUGGUGGGGGCUAGCGGAUCGACCCCAUUUUGCGGGACAGUCAGUGGCGUCCUCGUCACGGUCGGAAAGGUCAAAGUCCGCUCUUAUUUCUACGUGUUACCUAGAGUGGAACACGAGGUACGUUCAGAGCUCGUGAUGGAAGAACCUUUCAUCGAGGAGGAACCAUGGGGCGAGCAGACCGUAGAGGAAAUGAUGAGGCUGACUUUGACCGAUGACAUCGACCUUAUGCUUGAUCCGCUAACGAUUGAACAGGGCCAUAUACAGGCUGAUGACGCUUUCCAGAUCAUUGGAAGGAUGUCAUAUAUCAUGAACUUGUUGGUUCAUGAGGAUCGCCUAAGGUUAAUGAAUGUGGAGGAAGGGAGCAGUGAGGUCAAAGAGGCAUUCAAGGAAAAGGAGUACGAAGGGGAAUAUAAAAAGAUAGGCAUGUGGUUGAAUGGGGAAUUGGAUGAAAACGAGGUUGAUCCGGUUGUGUGGGAGAAGGGCAAAGGAUUCGUUGUUCGUAAUGGUCAUCUCUUUAAGAAAGCUACUGAUGGUGUCCCAAAGAGGGUGGUAUGUGGAACCUCUCGACAGUUGGAUGUGAUUGUUGCUCUGCAUGAUGGGCUAGCCAGCGGACACAGAUCUGCGCGGGUAACUUUCAACAAGAUCCAACGUCUUUAUUUUUGGAAAGGGAUGAGCAAGGUGGUGAUCGACUUCUGUACAUCUUGUUUCCUUUGCCAACAGAGGUCUAACAUCCGCUACCCCGAGCCCCUGAAUCCACGGUAUGUGGCAGAACCAGGUGCGGUGGCGCAUUUGGAUCUCCUAGUAAUGCCACCUGGGAUAAAUGGGUACACGUAUAUCUUCGAUGCUAGGGACAAUUUGACUGGGUUCAUUGAUGGUCGUGCCAUUCGCGAACGUACUGGGUCAGUCUUGACAGAGUGCAUUGAGGAAUAUUACCUCCGUUAUCCAUUUGUUCAAGAGAUUGUUAUGGAUCGGGGAGGCGAGUUCCGAGCAAAGGAGGUGCAAACGCUUUUAAAGAGACUUGGGUGAGGAAUUCUAAUGGUGAGAGCCUCG
Molecule: messenger RNA, 2898 nt
Organism: Chara braunii
Lineage: Eukaryota; Viridiplantae; Streptophyta; Charophyceae; Charales; Characeae
Source: the annotation of a GenBank genome assembly